Messenger RNA from Zasmidium cellare ATCC 36951, 450 nucleotides. RefSeq lists its product as uncharacterized. The transcript has 2 exons. The record is from RefSeq and is a predicted model, not a curated record. NCBI's taxonomy places the organism in Eukaryota, Fungi, Ascomycota, Dothideomycetes, Mycosphaerellales, Mycosphaerellaceae. The coding region runs from base 1 to 450 and encodes 149 amino acids.
AUGUUCUCCAAGCCAUUCGCCCUGCUCGCAGCAGCCCUGCUCGCAGUCACCAACACCUCCGCCCACCCCGUGGACCAAUCGAUCGAUGCAAGCUACAGUGGUGUCGGCUGCGACAACAUCAUGCUCGCCCAGGACGAGACCGACACCGCGACCCAGAACCUCGAGUUCUACGGCCAAGGCAAAACAGUUUCGUUCUUCUCGUACGACGGAGACACCGUCGCCUUCUACUGCCAGUGGCGCACGGCGCCGAAGCUGGAUGGCGCUUCGGCUGUGCAUGCUUACCAGAUGAUCACGGAUCAGUGCGGUCUGUACGGGGCUGGCUCUUACUCCGAUAAGUCCAUGGAGGACAGGACCUACUCGUACGGUUACACGAACUGGCGCACGAUGGAUUAUUGCAAUGUUCCGGCGGGCACUCGUAUUACCAACCCGGAUCAGACCUACAGCGCGUAA